UGAGAAAAGUGGAAGGAGAGGGGGGUGCGUCACUUGUGGGAUAGUUCACCUCUGGGAACAGGGUGGGGGCGGGGGGAUCCACUGUAAAGGGCAAUAAUCUUAAUCUAAACAAAUAAGUGGGUUAAUAUUCAUUUCACUCAUAAUAUUAUCAAUAAAGGCCUAUAAUUCCUGUACGUUUUUGUUUGAAUUGUUUGAAAUGGCAAAUAAAAACAGGUAAUACUAAUGAUUAUGUGAUCACCAAGGUGAAUUGGUUUAGUCUUGACUUCUGAUGGUGAGUGACAGUGGUGGGGGAUGGGUAAUCUGUUGAUUGACGAAUGUCAAAUAAACACGGAGAUGGACAGAAAAAGGUCAAAGCCAUCAGGUGCCCAAUUCAGGAAAAAAAGAAAAGAAGAGGAGGAGAAACGAGCAAAAGAUAAAGGUAUGCAGUUCUGUGUAUAUGCUAUCCAUGUCAUGAAUGAAGAGCUAAUGUUAAUUAGUCGUAAAUAGUACAACUGUUACAUGAGUUAGCCUUCUUGCUAUGAUGCUUGCUAUGCUAACAGUAAUUCGGUCACAAGUUCAGUUAUUAUGUAUUUCCAUUAUUUUGGUUAUGUGGCACUGUAAUUAGCCUAAUAUGUAAAUAGUUUCAGAGAGGAACAUAACGUUUGCCAUUGCCACUCUGUCCCAUGACAAAGCAUAGUUUAAACAUUCAUAAUUAAAAGUAUGCAAAACGUAGAAUUCAAGGGAGUGAGAUGGGAGCUAAUUGUUCUUCUGACAUUUAGCAUAUAAUGACAUGUUUACUUACAUUACCAAUUCAUGGAUGUUUUAUAUCAUAGUUAUAGCCUAUGGUGUUUUUAUAUAAAUUUCAUUUGUAACUAAACUGCAAUUUCAGGGGCACUUCUAAAAUAUUUUGGAGCAUCCUCUGGCACUGGUCAGGAUGAGCCACCCACCUCCCCUGCUAGACAGGACGCUGCUGGAAUGAGCUCAGAGCCUCAGGAUGACGAGCUACCAUCUACCUCAUUAGAUACACAGUCCUCUCCUAGAAUGGUCUCGACCCUUCAGGAUGAGCUACCAUCUAUGUCCUCAGCUACUCAUAUGACUCCACAAAUAUCUGAUAUUGGGGAAGAUCCCUUUACCUCUACUUCUACCCAGCAUGAUGAGCCUUCAGAAAUGCCUGGAGCUGAACCCCAACUCAACCCCACUGAUGAGAAUGAACCUCUGUCAACCGACCCUGCUACCUGGCCCUUACCUCUGACUGACAAGAUUCGGACAGAGCUGGUUCGCAGAGGACCAAGUAAGCUGCCAUGUGACUUUGUUUUCAAUAGGAAGGAGAGUGAUGGGAGAAGUUGCCACCACCAAUAUUUUAUGAAGACCUUGGUUAGUGGUGAAAAGAUUGUGAGAAGUUGGCUCAUAUAUUCCAUUAAGAACAACAGCCUCUUUUGCUUCUGCUGCAAACUGUUUUCCAAGAGGAACAUUAACUUAACAAGUUCAGGAAUUACAAAUUGGAAACAUGCAAGUGCUUACCUCACAUCACAUGAAAACAGUCCAGAACACCUCAAUUGCAUGAAAGCAUGGAAGGAACUGUCAGUGAGGUUAAGAAGGGGAGAAUCUAUUGAUAAGCAGGAGAUGGCACUUCUGGAGGCGGAGAGGAUGAGAUGGAGAGCAGUGCUGACACGUCUCGCUGCUAUUGUGCAGUCACUGGCAGUUAGAAAUAUGGCUCUAAGGGGACACACAGAAAAACUGUUCACACCAUCAAAUGGGAAUUUUCUCAAAGAGGUUGAACUUAUGGCCAGGUUUGAUCCCAUUAUGAAAGAUCACCUUAACCGUGUUCAAAGUGGAACAGCAAGUCACAACAGCUAUCUAGGCCAUCACGUCCAGAAUGAGCUGAUUGAUUUGAUGAGCAGAAAAAUCAUAUCUGUUAUAGUGGACGACAUUAAGCAGGCAAAGUAUUUUUCAAUAAUUCUGGACUGCACCCCUGAUAUAAGCCACACAGAGCAGCUGUCAGUGGUCAUUAGAGUGGUGUCACUGAUAGAGAAGCCCCUUAUCAGGGAACACUUUAUGGGAUUUUUGGAGGCAGAGGAGUCCACAGGCCAGCACUUGGCAUCCAUGAUCCUGGCAAGACUUGAGAAGUUGGGAAUUCAUUUUGAAGACUGCAGAGGACAGUCAUAUGACAAUGGGGCAAAUAUGAAAGGCAAAAAUAAAGGAGUUCAAGCCAGGCUCUUAGAAAAGAAUCCCAGAGCUCUGUUUGUGCCAUGUGGGGCACAUACAUUGAAUUUAGUUGUGUGUGAUGCUGCCAAGGGAUCUGUUGAUGCUAUGAGCUACUUUGGUGUCUUGCAAAAGCUGUACACAUUAUUUUCAGCCUCCACCCAGAGAUGGGCUAUACUGAAGAAACACGUGAGCAUCACCUUGAAGAUGUGGGCAGAGACAAGGUGGGAGAGCAAGGUUAAGAGCGUUGAGCCCUUGAGGUACCAGGGAGCUGCUGUGAGAGAUGCCUUAAUUGAGGUGAGAGACAACACCAAAGACUCUGCCGUAAAGGCUGAGGCCCAGUCCUUGUCUGAGGAGGUGGGGUCAUACCGCUUCAGCAUCUGCACAGUUGUUUGGUAUGACAUGCUAUCUGCAAUACAGCAUGUCAGCAAACUCAUGCAGUCUCCAAAUAUGGAUGUGGACCUAGCUGUGGGUCUUUUGAAGAAGACUGAGCAAGGUCUCCAGAACUACAGGACAAGUGGCUUUGUGACUGCACAGAUGGCAGCCAAAGACAUCUGUGAAGACAUGAAUGUGGAGGCUGUUUUGAAGCAAAAGAGGCUGAGGUCCACAAAGUGCCACUUUUCAUAUGAGUCACAUGAUGAGCCUUUCAGUGAUGCACUUAGGAAGUUGGAGGUUGGAUUUUUCAAUGUUGUUGUUGAUGCAGCCAUAUUAUCCACCAGGGAGAGGUUUUCAACAUUGGAAAAUGUCGGAAACAAAUUUGGUGUCUUGAAAAAUUUCCCAAGUCUUGCACAUGAGGAGUUGGCAGAGCAAUGUGAGGUACUAGGCACCACACUGCACUUUGAAGGGAAGUCUGAUUUUGAUACUAAAGAGCUUGUGCAGGAAAUCAAGAACUUCCCUGACCUGCCAUCAAAAACCAAGAGCCUUCUGGAGCUCAUCACUUUCAUACAUGACAAUGAUCUAUCAGAGAUCUACCCCAACUUUUGGACUGCUCUCUGGAUUGCACUCACUCUGCCAGUUAUUGUGGCUCAAGCAGAGAGGAGCUUUUCAAAAUUGAAGUUAAUUAAGUCAUAUCUUAGGUCAACAAUGUCACAGGAACGGCUCACUGGCCUUGCUGUCAUCAGUAUAAAUCAGUCAAUAGGGGAGCAUAUUUCAUAUGAUGAUAUUAUUGAUGAUUUUGCAUCCAGGAAGGCCAGAAAGACAGCCUGGAGUGAGGGAACUGAUGUCUUUCAUCAUGGUGACUUUGUGGCAGAUGACAUUAAGGGGGUGAGCUCUGUGCCCUCUUCUAAACUGGGCAUAGACUUCUAUACUCAAUGA
This is a messenger RNA of Melanotaenia boesemani (Boeseman's rainbowfish), 3495 nucleotides long. RefSeq names its product zinc finger MYM-type protein 1-like. Bases 955 to 3495 code for a protein of 846 amino acids. NCBI's taxonomy places the organism in Eukaryota, Metazoa, Chordata, Actinopteri, Atheriniformes, Melanotaeniidae. The record is from RefSeq and is a predicted model, not a curated record. Gene Ontology annotation, molecular function: protein dimerization activity. The transcript has 4 exons.